GAUGCCGGCGACCGCAAGGUGGCGCCGCCGGCGCACGAGAAGAGCGACUCGAUCGCUUCAAUCUCUACGGGCGGGGUCGACAUCUGCCGCAUCUGCCACUGCGAGGGCGACGCGGAACUGCCGCUGAUCGGGCCGUGCCACUGCGCGGGUACGCUGCGCUGGGUGCACCAGGCCUGCCUGCAGCAGUGGAUCAAGAGCUCGGACACGCGCAGCUGCGAGCUGUGCAAGUUCAACUUCGUCAUGCAGACGAAGAUCAAGCCGUUCAAGACGUGGGAGAAGCUUGACAUGUCCCCCGUGGAGCGGCGUAAGGUGCUGUGCCAGCCGUCAGCUGUCCACAUCGUCGCGAUCACCUGCGUCGUCUGGUCUCUCUACGUCCUCAUCGACCGCACGACCGAGGAGAUCCGCUCCGGUGUGCUCAAGUGGCCGUUCUGGACGAAGCUCAUCGUCGUGGCGAUUGGCUUCACGGGCGGACUCGUCUUCAUGUACGUCCAGUGCAAGAUGUACGGCGCGCUGUGCCGCCGCUGGCGCGCCUACAACCGCGUUAUUUGCGUUCAGAACUUCCCCAACGACGAGCGGAGAAAGCAGCAGCUGCUGCGCGAGAUCGAGUUGUUGUAG
Messenger RNA from Priapulus caudatus, 615 nucleotides. RefSeq names its product E3 ubiquitin-protein ligase MARCH8-like. NCBI's taxonomy places the organism in Eukaryota, Metazoa, Priapulida, Priapulimorpha, Priapulimorphida, Priapulidae. Gene Ontology annotation, cellular component: lysosome; cytoplasm; late endosome membrane. The record is from RefSeq and is a predicted model, not a curated record. The annotation marks the transcript as partial. Gene Ontology annotation, biological process: antigen processing and presentation of peptide antigen via MHC class II; protein polyubiquitination; immune response. The transcript has 3 exons. Gene Ontology annotation, molecular function: MHC protein binding; zinc ion binding; ubiquitin protein ligase activity.